AACCUUACCUUCCAAUGUACUCCAAUUCCAAACCCUCUCCAUCGUGACAGGACUCCGCACCUUAUGAACCCUGAGAAUGUCCCGAACCCUACCUCCUGAAACUCUCAUUUCUAACUCUAGAAUUAAACUUUCCGAUUCUAAAUCUUCCUCAAAUGAAAAUUCGAUAGGAAAACUCUAAUUUUUUUUUAACCUCUCCGGGAUCUGCUGAUUUCGUUUCAUACAAGCUCGUUCAUCUGAUCAUGGUGGACACCUUCACGUUUGGGCGGUUUCACAACCAAAGACCUGACUUCAAGCGGUGUAUUCCUGCAUUUCUAUCUUCACACAGGACACUCUUCACCGUUCUGUGGAUCGUUGGAUUCGCUUCCGUUUUUAUAUGGCAACGGAACAUUGUUGAUGGCAUUCGGAUCUUCCGGCGAGUCCCAGCUAGGCCAAUUCCGAAGCUACGACCAUUUGCGUUCAAUUUGACUGAUUUCGGUGCUGUUGGCGAUGGGGUAACAGUGAACACGGAGGCAUUCGAGAGGGCCGUGGUCGCUAUUUCUAAGCUGGGGAAGAAAGGCGGCGCACAGCUUAAUGUUCCCGCUGGGCAUUGGCUCACAGCGCCAUUUAAUCUUACCAGUCACAUGACUCUGUUUCUCGCUGAAGAUGCUGUUAUACUUGGACUUGAGGAUGAGAAGUACUGGCCACUGAUGCCUCCAUUGCCAUCUUAUGGAUAUGGGAGAGAACGUCCUGGACCACGAUAUGGGAGCUUGAUCCAUGGUCAAAAUCUCAAGGAUCUUGUAAUAACAGGGCACAAUGGCACCAUUGAUGGGCAAGGUAAAUCAUGGUGGGUUAAGUACCGUCGGAAACUGCUCAACUAUACCAGGGGCCCACUUGUGCAGAUCAUGUGGUCAAGUGACAUCCGGAUCUCUAACAUCACUUUGCGUGAUUCUCCCUUCUGGACCCUUCAUCCCUUUGACUGCAAGAAUGUAACUAUCACAAAUGUUACCAUUUUGGCUCCUGUCUUUGAAGCCCCAAACACAGACGGAAUAGAUCCUGAUUCAUGUGAGAAUAUGGUGAUAGAGGAUUGUUACAUUAGCGUAGGAGAUGAUGCAAUCGCAAUAAAGAGUGGUUGGGAUCAAUAUGGAAUUUAUUAUGGCCGGCCUUCCACCAACAUUCUCAUCCGAAACCUUGUUGUUCGUUCUAUGGUGAGUGCUGGAGUAUCAAUAGGCAGUGAGAUGUCUGGUGGAGUCUCAAACGUAAUAGUAGAGAAUCUUCAUGUGUGGAGCUCGAGACGGGCAGUCCGGAUCAAGACUGCCCCUGGGAGAGGAGGAUUUGUUCGAAACAUAACCUACAGGAAUCUUACCUUUGACAAUGUCCGGGUUGGAAUUGUCAUCAAGACAGACUAUAAUGAGCACCCAGAUGAGGGGUACGACCCCAAGGCCUUCCCGGUGCUCGAGGACAUAAGCUUCACUGGGAUCCAUGGCCAAGGAGUCCGUGUCCCAGUACGAAUCUAUGGCAGUGAAGAGAUCCCUGUGAGAAACGUAACAUUUCGGGACAUGUCUGUGGGGAUAACAUACAAGAAGAAGCAUAUCUUCCAGUGUUCUUUCGUUGAGGGACGAGUGAUCGGAACAAUUUUCCCUGCACCAUGUGAGAAUCUCGACCGAUAUGAUGAGCAAGAUCGGCUGGUCAAGCGGUCAACAUCCCAGAACAUUACAGACAUCGAUUAUGAUUUCUGAAGAGGGUUUCUAGGUUAAACACUGGUACUCAGUGUCUACUGGGCUUAUCCCACAGAGAUUGAUGGCUUCAUCUUGUGUCUAUUGAUACAGUUUUGGAUGCCCGGGAUGAAGUAUUUGGCAGGGCGGUUAUUCAUUUCUUUGUCAUCUUUUGUUGCAGCUACAUCAUCUUCCCACAGGUUUGUAUAUAUGUCGUAAGGGUUCAUGUCCAAAGGGUUCAAUUGUUUAUGCAUUCUUGGAUUUACUGAGGCAGGAGUAUGCCCGUUUUCUGCAAAUGUUCGAAGAACUUUAAGAGGGAUGAAUCGGCUGCUUGUAUUUUAACGGUUCAUUUGCCUGGUGUAAUCGCCUCAGUCAUAUUGUUCUUUGAGUGCAAAAUGGGAUGAUCUAUUCUUUGAUU
Messenger RNA from Telopea speciosissima, 2109 nucleotides. Its product is annotated as probable polygalacturonase. The transcript is spliced from 5 exons. Gene Ontology annotation, biological process: carbohydrate metabolic process. Lineage: Eukaryota; Viridiplantae; Streptophyta; Magnoliopsida; Proteales; Proteaceae. Bases 240 to 1715 code for a protein of 491 amino acids. Gene Ontology annotation, molecular function: polygalacturonase activity. The record is from RefSeq and is a predicted model, not a curated record.